Molecule: messenger RNA, 7177 nt
Organism: Leptinotarsa decemlineata (Colorado potato beetle)
Lineage: Eukaryota; Metazoa; Arthropoda; Insecta; Coleoptera; Chrysomelidae
Gene: DNApol-zeta
Product: DNA polymerase zeta catalytic subunit
Biological process (GO): double-strand break repair via homologous recombination; error-prone translesion synthesis
Cellular component (GO): nucleus; zeta DNA polymerase complex
Molecular function (GO): nucleotide binding; DNA-directed DNA polymerase activity; DNA binding
Source: RefSeq, a predicted model, not a curated record
CAAAAGUAGAUCUAAUUUUUGGAAUAUUCUUGUUUGAAAUUUUUUAUAAAAACUUUUUAUUAUUUUUAUCAAAUAAAUUGAACAAUGAAGUUAUAUUCUGUUAGAAUCAUAAGUUUGGAUUCUUGUAUGAGUGCUCCUGUUCAAGGUCUAGAUGUAAUGUAUUCUGAUUUUAGAGGAUCUUCAAUAAACCAAGUUCCUAUUUUGAGGUUAUUUGGAUCUAUACCAACAGGUGAAAAAAUUUGUGUUCACAUUCACGGUGUUUUUCCCUACAUUUAUAUUCCUUAUGAUGGUAUCCAGGAAGCAAAUAGUUUGAUGUACAGAAUUGCUGCUAGUAUAGAUAAAGCUGUUAAUAUUUCCUUGAAACAGGCUUCAUCCAAUGCUCAACAUGUAUAUAAAAUAACUUUGGUUAAAGGCAUACCCAUGUAUGGGUAUCACCUAAGGGAGCACCAGUUUUUUAAAAUAUAUUUGUAUAAUCCCCUACUUGUUCGCAAAGUCGCCAGUCUUUUGAUGAAUGAAUCUACUCUUGGUAAACUAUAUCAACCCCAUGAGGCCCAUUUGAAUUUCACUUUACAAUUUAUGAUUGAUUUCAAUUUGCAUGGCAUGAGUAGCAUGGUGGUAUCUGAAAUAAAAUUCAGAAGGAAUCCUGAUAACCCAUCUCAAAAUAUUAAUGCGGAAGAUCUUCUCCCAGCAACAGUUAUAAAAAAUACAGUUUGUGAACUUGAAGGGGAUUGUUUGGCAGAAAAUAUAGUAAAUAGAGAAGAGAUCUCUUCAGGCAAUAUAGCAGCUAAUCCAGGAAUUUCAUCUCUUUGGGCAGAUGAACAGCAGAGAAGAAGAAAUAAAGGAGAGAGUUCACAAAUUGACCAUUUAUUAGAAUUAAACAGAACACAUAUUGAGCCAACAAAGUCACAUUCAGUGUAUAAACAGGCUUUGAGAGACAGAUUAUCUAUGUUAUCUACAGAAAGGAAUAUUGUUGAAAAAAUAAACUCAUCAGUAUAUCCAGCGGAAACACCUGAAAACUUAACUAUUAAAAAUGCGUCCAUGAUAGAGUCCGAAACUCCGUCUAGCUUGGAACUCAGUUUGAAUGACAGUUCUUGGAAUGACUUGGAUGAAACAACAAAACCAUCUCCAGACAUCGAUGUUAAUAUGACUUUAGAUCAAGAUGCUUUGAAUCUUUUAGAAUUGUUGAAUGAAUUAGGAGAGGAUGCUGUAGAAGACAGCAUACUGACUCAAGUAGUUAAAGAAGAUGAUGAGGAGAAAGAUUUAGAUCUCAGUAUGCCUUUAGAAGCAGUAACGACUCCUCAUAAAAUAGUUUCAUCUAAUAAUGAUAACUUUGAAGGAAGUGAUGAUGAUAUGUGGAAUACUACUCUCAUUCCUCAAUUAGAUGGAGAAAGUGAAGAGAUUAUGAAGAACUUGACAACUGAAGAGUAUCUUUCAUAUGGAAAGAGGGGGUUUAACAAUAAUGACAUCUGUUCUGUUAAUAUCAAAAAUUCCCCAGCACGAAAACUGAGAAAAAAAGCUGUGUUCAUUAAAGUAGUGACAACAAAUAAAGCAGGAAGAGAUAUGCCAGAUCUAGAUGAAAUAUCUGAAAUAGAUAACGAAGGGACAAACUUAAAAAAUACUUCAUCUUCAAAACUUCAGGCAAAACCUAAAAAAUCUGUCAGAUUCAAAAGGCCGCUGAUGACUGUAAUUGGUGAGAGCAGAAGAACUAAAUAUAAGAAAAAGAAACUAACUAGAAAGGAACUGAAAGAAAGAUCAGUUAGAAAAACAGAAGAAGAGGUAAAAAGGCUUGGAAAUAGAAUAAAAAAAUUAAGCAGGCAAGACCAAAUUAUUAUGAUCAUGCGAAAGCUUCACAAAAAAGAAAAGAGAUUAAUUCUGGACAUAAAUGCGAGUGGAGUACCCAAAUUUAGGGUUCUUUCCAAAGAUGAUGUUAAAGCACCAUAUCCUUUGAGAAGAAACGUUUAUGAGACGGAAUUUUCCAAAAUCAAAAUUAUCAGCGACAUAAUUGUAAAGACAGCCAAUUAUGUUGAUCCCAGUUUACAUUUAAGAAUCAAAUAUCCAAAUCACUGUUGUUAUCUGUAUGAUUACAAUAAAAAAAAUAUUCCUGAUGUCAUAAGAAUUCCUCGAAAAAUUUGUCAAAGUAAAAAUGAAAAUGAUAUGAAUACAUUUAUUAAACAGAAUAUUAACCAAAAUGAGAAUGUAGAACAAUUUGAAAUGGAGCAUCAUUUCGAUGAAUUGUUAAUAACUGAAAGUUCUCCUCGGAAAGAAAGUACCAACAAAAAUCAACCUUAUUUACUUACUAAUGAAUAUUCCAUGGACGUCAAAGAUCAGUCUUCAGUUGAUAAUAUACAUAUUCAGACCAUGAAACGUUUCAAGGAAACUGCCGCAAGUCUUACCAAACAAUUACAUCAGCACUUAGAAUUGCUUAGGACACCUUUGAUUAGUUUUGAUGACAAUAAUAAUAUUAGUUUCUCUAGUGAUGAAGAACGAGCUUCUGUGCUCAACAAAAUCAAAUGCCUUAAUCGAGGGAGUUCAAAAGAUAUCCGAUAUAGUAAUGUUGAAAACUUGAUUGAGCAGAAUUCACACAAACAAAGUACAAGUAUGCCUAUAAUGUGGUCAGAAAUAGAAAGUAUUGAAAAAAAGGAAGUUGAAUCUAGUGACCAAUUCGAAAGUAAUAAAACUCUUAAUUUAAACUGUGAUGAAGAGGAUUCAUUAAGCAAAAUUUCCAAGAAUAAUUUUGGUUGUGGUAAUAAGUUCUGUCUGGAUAGAGUAGUAAUAUUAAGUUCUUCCUCCACAGAUAUUACUCUCUGCAGAAAAGUAACAGAUUUAAAGGAACCCAUAAUCGAACCUGUAUUAAUAAGAAGAUCGGAACGAAUUCGUGCCAUACAAAACAAAAACGUUAUUUUUUCUUUAGAUGGUACUGUAGAUUCCUGUUCUUCAGAUGAUGAAAGAACUGAACGUAAACGCAAAAAAUCUUUGAAGGGAACGCCGUCUAGGGAAUCUCGAAGGUAUAAGGCGUUGCCGAUAUCAGUUAAUAAAUCUCCUAAAGUUCAGAUUAACCCGGAGAGAUCAGAGCUGCACUUUCCGUCUUGGAUGGUUACAGGUGUUCUUAGAGGAUCAGAAGAGCAUCUCCUGCCUGGUGGUUUCCAAAAAGAUGCGACUCUGUUAGACCCGAAACCCAUACAUACUCCAGUCUGUGAUAUAAACGUAAAACGUCAACUUUUCACCGAGGAUUCUCCAUUAAACUCAACUAGGAUUGAAGAAAAACUAGUGUGUCGCCAUGUUUCAGUCGCCAAAAGAAAUUGUAUUACUCAGAAAAUUCCAGAUGAAGGUGAAUCUGAAAAGUCAAGUUCGAGUAUUUUCAGCUCUGACGAUGACUGUAAUGAAAUGUCAUUCUUCAACCCUCUGGAUAUCCAAGAAAAUCAAACUUAUACGACGCCAGCCGAAAAGUACGACAAAGAAAAUAACUAUGUCGCUAAAGAGGGGUCUUCUAAAAUGUUCACUCCACUCCAAUCGCAAACAGAUCCUCCUGAUAUUCACAUAUCAUCUGGGAGUUCAGGUUCGGUACUGAUUACACCUGGUCAAAGAUUUGUGAGCGACGAUGAGGAUCUGACUAAAAAUAGUACUGCUGUUAUAGAGAAACAUUUCCAAAUUAAUUAUUUAUCUUCUAACUCUGUUACUAACAGUAACUCUUCUUCAAAUAUCAGCAUUACGACAAAUAAAAAAGGACCUAGUAAACGUGAAGUGGUGGAAUCCAUGGAAAAGUACGGGAUUGCUCAUGUUAGACAGCAGGUACCAUUUUACAGCAAUGUAGAAGAUGUCGCAGGAAGCAUCGAAGUGGGAUUCAACAUUCUAAAAAUAAGCAGUCUAACAACAGCACAUCUUCCGGAAUUUGAAUCACAGACUGAUAGUUUGAAUAUUUUCAGGAAAAAUAAGUUGGACAUUUUAUCAUCUACCUUGCAGUGGAGUUCUUCGAGUAUAAAAACAAUGAUACUCAGUUUUUGUAAGGACAGAGAAUGUAUUAUUACUCCUGUUAAAAGAACUCCAACAACUAAAGAGGUAUUAAAUUGGUUGAAGGAAAAGGCCGUGAACGACGUUAUAAAAGAAAAAAAUAUAGAGAAAAGAACCAAAAUUCAUUUGCCUUUGAGCCCAAGAAAUGAAGGAAAAGAUGAAGAAUACGAUUUGGAUAUGAGUCUAACUUUAACUCCUUGUACUCCUAGCAAUUCCCAGGACAGUUCCAAAGCAGCAGAACGUUCAGCUGAUUCAGCGAGUCCUGUUUUUGGCAAAGAAUGUAAGGCAAGAAAAAAAGAAAUUUUCAAUAAGACUUUGAGAACGCCUCUGUUUCCUUCCCAGGAAAGUUCCAUAAACCAUUCUUGUCAAAUUACUGGUUUAAUGGUAAAUCAUAGCUUCGAAAAGUCAGCACGCAACCUGCAGGAUGCUCGUGCUGUCUUGGAACACCAAAACAUAACACUACUUGUUAUGGAACUACACAUCCGUACACGAGGAGAUUUUAAGCCAGACCCAAAUCAUGAUUCAAUAAGAGCUAUAUUUUACACAAUACAUCACGAUGUACCUGAGCCUAGUAAUAAAGCAAAAACGUGUAAGGGUGUGAUAGCAAUCAAUGAUUUGCCUCUCAGUUCCGGGGUUUCCAAUACUCCGAUUUUGAAUGGUAUUGGACUAGAUUGCAAUAUUGCUUACGUGGAUUCCGAAGAGAAUUUAUUCGAUGAAUUUUUGAAGGUCAUUGCUUACUGGGACCCAGAUAUUUGCGCAGGUUAUGAAAUUGAAUUAUUAUCGUGGGGUUAUCUCAUGGAUAGAGCAAGUCACAUGGGAAAAAACAUUAAAAAUUUACUAGGUAGAACACAAAUCAACAACCUAAAAUGGAAAGACGAAGAAGCUCCGAACGAACUUAAAAUAACAGGUAGAAUAGUUUUAGAUGUAUGGAGGUUGAUGCGGCAUGAAAUUUCACUUCAGAGCUAUACAUUUGAAUCGAUUAUGUUUCACGUACUACAUAAAAGGGAACCAUAUUAUUCGUUUAGAGAUUUAUCAUUCUGGUGGGAUCACCGAUCCAACUUGUACAGGUAUAGAACUGUCAAAUAUUACAUCACCAGGGUUACAGCCAUUAUUGAUCUUUUUGACAAGCUGGAUUUCAUUGGAAGGACAAGCGAAUUGGCAAGGUUAUUUGGCAUUCAGUUCUUUGAAGUCCUAUCAAGAGGAUCACAAUUUAGGGUAGAAUCAAUGAUGCUCAGGCUAGCAAAACCUUUGAAUUUCAUUCCUGUUUCUCCUAACGUACAACAGAGAGCUCAAAUGAAAGCUCCUGAGUUUAUAUCCCUCGUAUUAGAACCAGAAUCCAAACUCUAUAAUGACCCUGUGAUAGUUCUGGACUUCCAGAGCCUGUACCCAUCAAUAAUAAUUGCUUAUAACUACUGUUUCACAACGUGCAUUGGCAGAGUUCAAAGUUUGGGAAAGAAUGGACCUUUCGAAUUUGGGGCUACACAAUUGAAAAUUUCGAGGAAGUUAUUGAGGAAAUUACUUGAAAAAGAUUCACUGAAUUUUUCACCGUGUGGGGUAGGAUUUGUGAAGAAAAAGGUUCGAGAUGGAAUAAUGCCAAGGAUGUUACGAGAAAUAUUGGAUACUAGGCUCAUGGUGAAAAAUUCAAUGAAGGAAAAUAAGGAAGAUAAAAUUUUGCAGAAAGUUUUACACAGUAGGCAACUUGGACUCAAACUCAUUGCUAACGUUACUUAUGGGUAUACUGCAGCAAACUUUAGUGGAAGGAUGCCAUCUGUCGAAGUUGGAGAUAGUGUAGUAAGUAAAGGAAGAGAGACCCUCCAAAGAGCUAUUGAAAUGGUUGAUAGUACUCCCGAGUGGGGCGCAAAGGUAGUCUACGGUGAUACUGACUCCUUAUUUGUGCUGGUACCAGGACAAAGUAGGGCACGGGCAUUCGAAGUUGGCAAACAAAUUGCCGAUGCCGUUACAAAGGCCAAUCCAGAUCCUAUGAAGCUCAAACUCGAGAAGGUCUAUCAACCCUGUAUUUUACAAACCAAGAAACGGUACGUAGGUUAUAUGUUUGAGAGCAUCGAUCAGAAAGAACCAAUAUAUGAAGCGAAGGGAAUUGAAACUGUUAGAAGAGAUGGUUGUCCAGCUGUCAGCAAGAUGCUCGAAAAAUGUCUGCGUCUCCUUUUUGAAACCAAAGAUGUUAGCUUGGUGAAAAAAUAUGUUCUGAAACAGUUCAACAAAAUUUUUUCUGGUCGGGCCAGUAUUCAGGAUUUGACUUUCGCCAAAGAAUAUCGAGGUGCAGCAGGGUAUCGACCAGGAGCAUGUGUGCCAGCCUUGGAACUGACCAGGAAAUGGACUGCAGUGGACAAGCGAAAUGAACCAAGAAGCGGUGAACGUGUGCCAUAUGUUAUAAUAAAUGGUCCUCCUGGAUUACCUCUGAUUAGGUUAGUGCGAAGUCCUCGGGAUUUACUCAACGAUAGCUCCUUGAGACCUAACGCUCUUUAUUACAUUACUAGGGUUAUAAUACCACCAAUAAACAGAUGCUUCAAUUUGAUUGGAGCUGACCUACAUACUUGGUUCAAUCAGAUGCCCAGGAAAGUAACUCAAUACCUCAGUAGCUCAGUGUCUCCAAAAAAGAAAAGCACCAUUUCCCAAUAUUUUUCAACAUACAUGUGUGCUUGUUGCGGGGAACAAACUCAAAUGGGAAUAUGUCAGAACUGCUGUUGCAACCCUCAAAAAACUGUCAUUACUCUAAUGGAAAAAAUGAGGCUGUGGGAAAAUAACUUUGUAAACAUGAAUUUGGUCUGUCACUCGUGUACUUCUGGUUCAACAGAGAUCAAAUGUGUGUCUCUAGACUGUCCUGUUUUAUAUCGAAGAAUUCAAACUGCCAGGGAUGUCCAACAAGUUGAUUAUGUCCGACGAUUGUUAACUACCAGUGAUUGGUAGCUUUGAAGAGUUUUGUACAAUAAUUCCAAUAACUGAGUAUUAUGUCAAAGAAUUACAAAAUAAUCUUUGUUAUCUUCUAGUCAUUGCUUCUGAAAACUAUUUUGUGACUUUCAUGUACUGGUGAUUCAUCACUAUUAAUAUAAUGAUAUUACCACUAAGUGUGUUUCAAAAUAUUCAAUAUUUUCAUAUAAUGAUUAUUGUAUAGCUUGCUGGUUGUUUAAUUGUGAUAUGUUGAGUUUCC